AUGUCUGUGGUAUCUAAAUUAGAAAAAUUGCUGGGUUUGAAUAGAUUGACACCAACAAAGUUCAUCACUAGAUAUUUACCAGCUGCCCCCGUAGGAUCCAAGAGUACAUUUGGUGGUACAUUGGUGGCGCAAUCUCUUUUGGCUUCGAUGAACACUGUACCACGUAAUUUUAUUCCAAGUUCUUUGCAUUGUUAUUUUAUUAGUGGUGGUCAUCCAGAACAAAUGAUUACUUAUGACGUUGAAAGCUUAAGGGAAGGUAGAAACUUCAUUCAUAAGGAAGUGCGUGCAUAUCAGAACCAGAAGUUGAUCUUCCAGUCGAUGAUUCUAUUUGCUGCUGGGAGACAUGACGAGCCGGAUGGUUCGAUGCUGACUCAUUUAAAGAAGAUUACUUUACCUGAUAAGAACCAAUAUACUUAUGCAGCAGAUUUAUUUAAAGAAGAAGUCGCAGGUGAUGAUUCUAAGACAAGAAUGUUUCAAGAAUUGCCGAUUGUUCAAGGAAGUGGAGGAAUGACGCAUAUUAACAAAGUAUACAAUUCGUUCAAGACACAGCCUAUGGAGUACUAUUUCCCUAAAAAUUUCUUUCAUUCAGAAAAGGAGAUUCGUAACAACGAUGUGAAUUAUUACGUGAGGAUCAGGAAGGACUCUGUUGAGACUAGAACUUCAAGCGAUUCGUAUUAUAAUGAGAACGAUCUGAUUUCACCCCAUAACGAUGAACGCUACAACUAUGCGGCAUUUGCAUAUUUAUCGGAUUCUUAUUUAUUACUGGCUUUGCCAUAUUUUUCAAACAUGCCUCUGUAUUCACACAAGUUCAGCGUAUCCCUGGAUCACAGUGUGUAUUUCCAUCAGUUGCCACAGGUAAACGAUUUAAUCUAUUUGAACAUCAAGAAUUCAAGAUCAGCAGAUCAUAGACAUCUGAUGCAAGGUGAAUAUUUCGACUCACAUACAGGAAAGAUUCUAGCCUCAGUGUCCCAAGAAGGACUGGUCAUCUACGAAUCAAUCAAGCAAUUAAAGGCCAAACUUUAA
Maudiozyma barnettii is the source of this 1023-nucleotide messenger RNA. It is a transcript of the gene TES1, whose product is annotated as palmitoyl-CoA hydrolase. Gene Ontology annotation, molecular function: fatty acyl-CoA hydrolase activity. Gene Ontology annotation, biological process: fatty acid catabolic process; acyl-CoA metabolic process. Gene Ontology annotation, cellular component: peroxisomal matrix. The record is from RefSeq and is a predicted model, not a curated record. NCBI's taxonomy places the organism in Eukaryota, Fungi, Ascomycota, Saccharomycetes, Saccharomycetales, Saccharomycetaceae. The transcript has a single exon. The coding region runs from base 1 to 1023 and encodes 340 amino acids.